Messenger RNA from Xylona heveae TC161, 1026 nucleotides. RefSeq lists its product as hypothetical. Bases 1 to 1026 code for a protein of 341 amino acids. The record is from RefSeq and is a predicted model, not a curated record. The transcript has 3 exons. NCBI's taxonomy places the organism in Eukaryota, Fungi, Ascomycota, Xylonomycetes, Xylonales, Xylonaceae.
AUGACUACAACAGACAUCUCACAACAUACUAACCCUCGCUCACCUCCGCGACCGAGGAAGCCUUCCUAUCCUCCCAAUGUCCGUCCCAGCAAGCCAGCACCUUUAACCAGGAGGCCGACCUCGACAGGCCCUCCCAAAACUGGUGCCGGCUGGAGUCGCGGCGUGGAGAAGCGAGACGAGGACGAAGCAAUGGCCAACAGCUUCUUGCAGUUUUGCACAACAUGCGAGAAGCAGAUCGUUGUCCCGAGCAGUUCAAUCCUCUAUUGCUCUGAAAGUUGCCGCAAAAAAGACACUGUCAGCUCCCAAGCUGGUGGCUUUUUCGCCUUUGACCCGUCUCCGCCUCUGUCUCCUUUCAGCAGCCUCAGCCUCGAAGACCCGCCGGUUCGCGAUAUCGUUCCUCAGCGAUCCCCGACUGCUCGGACUUGCCCGCCAAACCUCUACCCUCAGUGCGCUUCGCCGCCGUCGUCCUCGUCAAACAGUCCCAAGUCGAGCCAGGAGUCUGCGGCGCAACAAUACCUAAAGUUGUUCCAUUAUUCAGCGACUCCGUACGUGGGUGGCUACCCGUUCCAUGCCGCCAACUCGUCGACCGCAACUACACCUUCUCUGUCCCACACGACGCCGGCGUCCUCCUAUUCGGGCAGCAGCUACAAUUUCUCUACUCGGCCCUUACCGCCACGCCAUAACCCGUCCAUCAGCUCUGCAUCCCCUCGCUCAAUAGACUUGGUUACACCCUAUGUGCCUUCCGCCCAAGAGGCCGCUCGAAGACGCUCACAACCGUUUGCGGUACCCACUCAACACUACCCGCUCCCCUUCGUCUCGUCGGCCUCGAGGUUGUCCGAUGGAAAAGUCCAGGGCGAGAUUAGUUAUGAAAAGCGACCCACGAUCCCUGCCGCCGGGAGCAACUCGCCCAGUCAAAGCAGCUUGAAGCAACUGCUCAACUAUGAAAACGAGAGACGGGAACUAGCAAGCAAGCGCCCGCCGCCUCCAAGAUGGUCAAUCAGCGAGGGUGCCCCUGCAAGGCGAUGA